Molecule: messenger RNA, 1323 nt
Organism: Pestalotiopsis fici W106-1
Lineage: Eukaryota; Fungi; Ascomycota; Sordariomycetes; Amphisphaeriales; Sporocadaceae
Exons: 3
Coding region: 1-1323 (440 amino acids)
Source: RefSeq, a predicted model, not a curated record
AUGGAGCCCUGGCAGCUUACAGCGACUGAGGCGCUGGCCAAAUUCAAGGACGGCUCUUUGACAGUCGAAGACUAUGCAAAGUCUCUGCUUGCUAGGAUUGAAAAGAGAGAUGAGGCCGUCAAGGCAUGGGCCUACCUGAAUCCGGAACUUGUGAUUGAGCAAGCAAAGAAGCUUGACCAAGUGCCGCCGGAGAAGCGAGGUCCGCUGCAUGGAGUCGCCAUUGCGGUAAAGGAUGUCAUUUAUACCAAGGAUAUGCCCACACAAUUCAACUCGCCAAUCUACGAGGGAGAUGCACCAAAAGUAGAUGCAGCCUCCAUCCUCACCCUGAGACACGCCGGAGCCUUGAUCCUGGGCAAAACCACAACCACCGAGUUCGCCUCGACGCUGUACGGUGGCAAGACGUCCAACGCGCACGACCCCAGCCGAACCCCGGGUGGCUCGUCGUCGGGCUCGGGCGCCGCCGUGGGCGAUUUCCAGGCCCCGAUCGGACUGGGCACGCAGACGGGCGGAAGCACCAUUCGCCCGGGCUCCUUCAACGGCAUCUACGCCUUCAAGCCGACCUGGAACUCCAUCAGCCGCGAGGGCCAAAAGAUCUACUCGCUGCUCUUUGACACCCUCGGCCUCUACGCCCGCAGUGUCGAGGACCUGGAGCUCCUGGCCGACGUCUUUGCGCUCGAGGACGACGAGCCCGCCGCCGGUGCGCCGUUCGAGGUCAAGGGCGCCAAGUUCGCCGUGGUCAAGACCACGGCAUGGGACCAAGCCGGCCCCGGCACCAGAGCCGCCAUGGAGCUCGGCGCCAAGCUGCUGAGAGACCACGGCGCCGAGGUUGAGGAGAUUGAGCUGCCGCCCGAGUUCAACGAGGCGCCAGAGUUCCACCGCAUCCUCCUCCACAGCGAGGGCAGAGUGUCCUACCUGCCCGAGUACAAGACGGCCAAGGACAAGCUGCACCCGUUCCUGUGCGGACACGUGGAGAAUGAGCACAAGAUCUCGCGCGCCGCCCAGCUCAAGGCCUUUGAUGGCAUGGCUGCGCUGAGGCCCAAGAUUGACGCGAUUGCUGGCCGGUACGCCGCCAUCUUGACACCGAGUGUACCCGAUGUCGCGCCCGUCGGUCUCUACAGCACAGGCAGCGCCUCUUUCAACAGCAUAUGGACUGGUUUCCAUACACCAGUUACCAAUAUCCCUGGAUUUAAGGGCGAAGCUGACAUGCCGAUCGGCCUUUCUCUCGUUGCUCCUAGGUACCAUGAUAGACAUCUAUUGGCGGUCUCAAAGGCGGUUGGCAAGAUAUUCGAAAGUGAGGGAGGCUGGGAGCGAAAGAAUUUGUAG